Antrostomus carolinensis (chuck-will's-widow) is the source of this 414-nucleotide messenger RNA. RefSeq names its product ATP-dependent RNA helicase DDX25-like. The transcript has 3 exons. NCBI's taxonomy places the organism in Eukaryota, Metazoa, Chordata, Aves, Caprimulgiformes, Caprimulgidae. The record is from RefSeq and is a predicted model, not a curated record. The annotation marks the transcript as partial.
ACUCGGAAAAGCGCCGAUUGGUUGGCCAAGGAGAUGAGCCAUGAUGGUCACCAAGUCGCCAUCCUGACGGCGGAGUUGAUGGUCGCCCAACGUGCCAACGUCAUCCAACGUUUCCGUGACGGGAAGGAGAAAGUUCUCAUCGCCACCAACGUCUGCGCCAGAGGGAUCGACGUGCAACAAGUCACCAUUGUGGUGAACUUCAACCUUCCCACCGACCAGACGGGCAGACCGGAUUUCGAGACGUAUCUGCACCGAAUCGGCAGGACGGGGCGCUUCGGGAAGAAGGGCGUGGCCUUCAGCAUGGUGGAAACCCGCCAGGUCCAGCUGGUGAAGAUGAUCGAGGAGCAUUUCCAAACCAAAAUCAAGGAGCUGGAUCCGGAUGAUAUGGAUGAGCUGGAGAAGCUUGAAAAUUGA